AUGCCUCGUCAAGACGCGGGGACAGGUUAUUACUUUGCUAAUCUACGAGUUUGGGGCGGGCAUUUCUCACGCUCAGAAUCUCGAAGCUUUAAGGGAGCCUGCAUGCAGCACGAGCACACGGAUCGAGCCAGCGCAAUAGCGGAAGUAAUCUCAGAGAAAUCGUGGCGCCUUCAGGAGAAGUGGCUGGACCUUGUCUGGCGCAUGUGGGGCAACCACAUUACCAGAAAUCUCAAUCGAUCCACGUGGGAGAUCGCUGUUGAGAAGCCACCACCAAGAUAUAUCGAGAAUCUGCGUCGUCCUGCAGAUUCACCGUUGGAACAGCAUUUAUCCAACAUAACUCAGUCCGCAAACAUGGCGUUGGACUGUGGGCAAGGAUCUCUAGCCGAUUACCAGCAGCACCGCCGUGAUUGGGAAGCCUUCGGACGACGACUCGACGAACACGAGCGCCAUUUAGAGACUCGCAAGAAUAUCAUUGAAGGUUCCCUCCUUGAUGUGGCCCCUCCAUCUCCCAGCUUGGUGUAA
Molecule: messenger RNA, 522 nt
Organism: Phytophthora nicotianae INRA-310
Lineage: Eukaryota; Oomycota; Peronosporomycetes; Peronosporales; Peronosporaceae
Exons: 1
Coding region: 1-522 (173 amino acids)
Source: RefSeq, a predicted model, not a curated record